AGUAGAGCCUCUUCGUCUAUCCUCCCACUCGCUGUCGACCCUCGAGGACUACUUGCAUGUCGGUUUUACUUGAGACAUCUGUCGGCGACCUGGUCAUUGAUUUAGAAGUGGAAGCAUGUCCGAAAACAUGCGAGAACUUCCUCAAAUUGUGUAAAGUGUACUACUACAACCUUCAUGCCUUUUUCAACGUUUCCAAGGACUUUUUAGCACAAGCAGGCGAUCCUACCGCAACUGGAACCGGAGGGGAGUCAAUAUGGUCUCUCAUUGCGUCACAGUCCUCUUCCAACGCGUCUGCAUCUCGAUAUUUCACCCCAGAACUACUUCCGAGGCUCAAGCAUACACAUAAAGGGACUGUAUCUAUGGCAGUAGCUCCCGGAGUUCAAGGUGGUGAACAAGGGGGCUGUGGCAGCCAAUUCUUCGUCACGCUUUCGGACAACAUCGACUACUUGGACGGCAAACAUGCUGUGUUCGGCCAUGUUGUUGAAGGAAUGGAUACCUUGGAUAAACUAAAUGAUGUUUUCACGGACCAGAGCGGGCGGCCGUUGAAAGAUGUACGAAUCCGACACGUCGUUAUCUUAGACGACCCGUUUCCUGAUCCUCCUGGCUUGGUCCAGCCGUCUUCUCCUCCUACACGACCGCCAGAUAAUUCAAACCGUAUCGCGGAGGACGAGGAUCCGCUAUUCCAACUACCUGAAGAAGAGGAGGAGCGCAUCAGGCGUGAAAAGGCAGCUGCGGCAUCAGCAUUAACUCUUGAGAUGGUUGGAGACCUGCCGUUUGCCAAUGUUCGCCCGCCGGAAAACGUGUUAUUCGUGUGCAAGCUCAACCCCGUAACUCAAGACGAGGAUCUAGAGUUGAUAUUUUCUCGGUUCGGAACUAUUAUGAGUUGUCAGGUUAUCCGAGACAAGAAGACGGGAGAUUCGCUACAGUAUGCAUUUGUAGAGUUUGACAAGCGUGAGGAUGCUGAACAGGCAUACUUCAAGAUGCAAAACGUUCUUGUCGACGACCGACGUAUAUGGGUCGAUUUCUCGCAAUCCGUGGCCAAAUCAAACAACGUUUGGUCAAACAAUAUCACGCGAGGUCUAAAGUACAGCAAAGGAGGCAGUGGGUUUGGUGGGCGUGAUGAUCUUGUGAAGACGCAGAGAUACCGCGAUAGUGAGGGCGGCCAUGACAGGCAUGGAUAUGGGAUGGUGUUCGACGUGCCAUCUGGUGGGAGUGAUCACCGCCGACGUCGAAGCAGAAGUCGGGACAGAGACCGUCGUCGGUCCCAAAGUCCCAACAGACGUCACCGCGACUCAGAUCGUGACCGUGACCGACGACGACGACACUAAUGAAUUGACUGAAUCCUUGCUACCACCGUCACCAUCAUGUUGUCGCACACAC
Messenger RNA from Desarmillaria tabescens, 1380 nucleotides. RefSeq names its product cyclophilin-like domain-containing protein. The coding region runs from base 57 to 1328 and encodes 423 amino acids. Gene Ontology annotation, biological process: protein peptidyl-prolyl isomerization. The transcript is spliced from 5 exons. Gene Ontology annotation, molecular function: RNA binding; peptidyl-prolyl cis-trans isomerase activity. Gene Ontology annotation, cellular component: nucleus. The record is from RefSeq and is a predicted model, not a curated record. NCBI's taxonomy places the organism in Eukaryota, Fungi, Basidiomycota, Agaricomycetes, Agaricales, Physalacriaceae.